Molecule: messenger RNA, 1602 nt
Organism: Scutellospora calospora
Lineage: Eukaryota; Fungi; Glomeromycota; Glomeromycetes; Diversisporales; Gigasporaceae
Source: the annotation of a GenBank genome assembly
GGCUUUGCUUAUGCAAAUAAAUCAAAUCCGGAAGUAAUUACAAAUGAUACGUGGCCAGAGAUAGCGGGAGUAUUAAAAACCAAUACGGUAUUGAAAUAUGAUCAAACUUUAAAAACCGUAGAAGCAUGGGGUUUACCAGCGUUAGCACAAAGACCUUCGAGACGAGCAGAGAGAAAUAGUACUUCAAAGCCUGUUGAGUUAUUUAAGCUUCAUUUGGGUAGUAUGCCUGAUAAGGAAAAACCUUCGUUACCAAAAGGGUUGGAUUUUAAAAAGGCUAUUACAGAUUACUUAAGAGAACUAGGUUUGAUCAAAGAAACUGUAGAAACGCGUUGGCCAAACGUUAAUUUCAUGGAACAAGUAUUGUUGAUUAUGACAGUUCCUGCGGAGUUCUCUGAACAAGCAAAUGCAAGUCUUAGAGCUUGUGCCUACAAAGCAGGUUUAAUUGGAACUCAGCAAUCGGAAAAAUUACAAUUUUCUACUGAACCUGAGGCUGCCGCUAUAUAUUGUAUGAAAACAUUAAAGGAACAUAUGAUCAAUGAUGUUGGCAGUUCAUUUAUGAUAGUGGAUUGCGGUGGUGGUACUGUGGAUCUUACAACUCGUGAAUUAUUGGAAAAUGAGAGACUAGGUGAAAUUACUGAACGUUCGGGUGAUUUCUGUGGUGGUACAUAUGUAGAUAAAGAAUUUAUAAAAUUUUUAAGACGAAAAGUUGGUGAUUCGUCUAUAACUUUGUUAUAUGACAAUCAUUAUGGUCAAUUACAAUUUAUGGUACAAGAAUUCUGUCGUCGUGUUAAAUUACCUUUUACUGGUAAUAGGAAAGAGUUCAAAACUCAUGAACUUGACAUCGAGGCAGUAUGCCCAAUUCUGAAACAAUAUGUAUCAGGAACUUCAAGGUCAAAAUUAGAAAAAGAUGAGUGGAUAAUCGAUUUAGAAUAUGAAGAUGUUAAAUCAAUGUUUGACCCUGUAGUAGGCAAGAUUAUUAGAUUGAUUAGUGGCCAACUUAAUGCUGGUGCCGGUUCGGGAACUUGCUCUGCGAUGUUUUUGGUCGGUGGGUUUAGUGAGAACAAGUAUCUUCAAAUGAGAAUUAAACAAGAGUUUGGAGCUCAAGUUAAGAAUAUUAAUGUCCCGAAACAACCGAUUGCUGCUAUCGUAAGAGGUGCAUUGGACUACGGACUAAACAUGAAAACUAUUAAAACUAGAGUUCUAAAAUGGACCUACGGAAUCGAACUAUCUCCACAAUGGAAAAAAGGUGAUCCACCGGAACGUAAGAUCUCUCAUGGACGUAUCAACAUUUUUAGUAAACUUGUUUCUCGUGGAACUAUAGUUGAUGUAGAUCAAGAAUUUGGUAAAGACUUAUUUCCAAGUAUAGAAGAUCAAUCAGCUGCUAGUAUGAAAAUUUAUAAAACUUCUGCAUAUGAAGCAAAAUAUCCUGAUGAAGAAGGAAUGGAAAAAUUAGGAGAAUUGAUAUUAGAUUUUCCAGAUACUCAUUUAGGAUUUAACCGAAAGUUAGAAUUUAAUUUAACAUUUGGACAAAUGGAAAUUCGUGCUUAUUGUAAAAAUCAAAAUGGAAAGAGCGUUGAUGCUGUAUUUAACUUAGAAUUUUAA